CUGUCGUUUUGUUUAUCUACAAACUUUUUUUGGCCGCAAUUGCUGUUCAAUUUAAUUAUAAAAGUUUCUUGUUCAAUUGGCCAGAAGAAAUACGCCUGCCGUCAACGUAACUGUUCGUUUCUGUCGCCGGUGCAUUACCGAUAACGGGCUAACAAACUAAUCGCCAGCUUUAGGCAAUGACUUCCCAUUUUAUGAGCGUGUUGCGCCAGGCCUUCAAAACAUUCGAUCGAGCCAAUCUUGCCAGCUUCAAUGCCAAUCUGCAGCAUUUGAAGAAGCUCACCGAUGAGCUCACCUAUCGUGAUCUACAUAUCAAGGAGGAACUGUUCCGCGAUGACGUCACCAGCGUCGACCGUGCGCCCUGCAGCUACAUGCACAUUUUCGAGGAUGAACGCUUCUCCAUGAGCCUGUUCAUUGUGCGUGGCAACAAUUCGAUUCCACUGCACGAUCAUCCCAUGAUGUACGGCCUGUUGCGUUGCAUCUGGGGUAAACUGCAUGUGCAGAGCUAUACACAGCAGCUGCCCGCGGAUGAGCCGCUACAGUAUGAGCCAAAUCCCACAUUGGUCAACGUUGUCGCCGAGGAGCCCUGCCUGCUGACAGCGGAAACAGCGAGCGCAUUGCUCACACCACGCAAACGUAAUUAUCAUCAGAUAGCGCAGGCCGGAAACAGCAUUGCUGCUUUCUUCGAUAUACUCAGUCCGCCGUAUGAUGCCAAUAUGCCAAUACAUGGUCCACGUCGUUGCCGCUUCUAUCGCCCCGAGCCCGAUGGGGAACAGCUGCAGUUGCAGUGCAUCCCCUCGCCAAAUAGUUAUUAUUGUGAUUUGGCCACCACACCGGAUACGGUGCUACAGUGCGGCUUCGUUUGCGCCGCUGAAGCAUACGAUGCCAAUGCCACAGCCGUAAAGUAAAAUAUCUUUUCACAAUUUGUACGUUUUCCUUAAUUUAUUUCCACUGAACAAAAACAUCAUUUCAAGCAUUUUCUGUGUUAUUUAAAUAAAAUUGCCUCUUUUUUUAUUGUUCGAGUGCAAU
Molecule: messenger RNA, 1026 nt
Organism: Drosophila grimshawi
Lineage: Eukaryota; Metazoa; Arthropoda; Insecta; Diptera; Drosophilidae
Product: 2-aminoethanethiol dioxygenase
Exons: 1
Coding region: 177-905 (242 amino acids)
Cellular component (GO): mitochondrion
Molecular function (GO): oxidoreductase activity, acting on single donors with incorporation of molecular oxygen, incorporation of two atoms of oxygen
Source: RefSeq, a predicted model, not a curated record